GAAUCAGUGUCGGCACCAGAAGCAGAGUUUUUUGAUCUUCAGCCUCCAGCCCCAAAUACGAAUAACGUGAAGAUUGAAGAUGUGAUGAAGAGACUGAUGAGUGCGGAGCACCUUCACUUCAUUCUUGCGGACCAUACGUUGUUCUACCGUUUCUCGUCGUUUCUCAACAGGUACAGAUCACACCUUGUACCAACGUUGAUCCGAUAUCUGGAAAUGCGGAAAGCCAUGAAGGCAAUCGAAUACGCCAAUUCUAUUGUCAGGACGAUUCGCUGGCCAUCUCAUACAGACUUCUGUAAGUUUACUCGCGUUCAAGCUGCAUCGGCAGAUGUGCGCUUCGAGGAUUAUGCCGCGCGGGAAAUGCUGCUUCUCUGUACAGAAGCCCUUCCAGCUUUCAUCACACACACCUUGAUUGGUGUUGUUGCGGAUUGCGUAGGAAGGGACAUCACAGGCCAGGGAAUACCAGUAGUACAGGAUCUCAUUGGGAAUCUGGCAGAAGUUUUCUGUCUCACAGAUCCUUCCGUUCAUGACAACCCAAUUAUUUUUGCUUCGGAGGAAUUUCAUAGAACUACCCAAUACGGGACGAUGUAUGCGAUCGAUCGAAACUGCAGAUUCCUGCAAGGGCCCGAAACGGACAAGGAUACCACAUUGAGGAUCGCAAAGGCUAUUUCUUUGGGUCAGGAGUCCAACGAGAUUCUGCUUAAUUAUCGUCGAGAUGGAACUCCUUUUGCCAACUUGCUCAUGUGUGCGCCACUGUACGAUGACAAAGGCAUAGUGCGAUACUUCAUCGGCGCACAAGUCGAUGUGACUGGCUUGGUGAAAGAAGGCAUGGGUAUUGAAUCGUUUAGAGCCCUUCUACAAAAAGACAAAGAUGAGCAGAAAAAUUUGGAAGUGCGGUCCGGCACACCACGGCUGUCUCGUGCCGUCAAUCCAAACAGGCCGAAAGAAACGCUGGCCAAAUUACAAGAAUUGAGUAUGAUGUUUAGUCAAGACGAAUCAGAUAUCGUUAACAGAAAUAUACGAGGGGGAGACGAUUCAACAGAUGGUGGAUCAACUAGAUCCGGUGUUCCGACCAGCGUGAAGGACAGAAGUCAGAGGAAAAGAAUAAUUGGAACGGAGGAAAUGCAAGACGGUAUUGGACUGAACUUCAAUCAUCUUAAUCUCAACGGGAGUCUGGCGACUAGCAGUCUCCCAGGUGUGUAUAAACAUUAUCUCCUCGUGCGACCUCAUCCCUCCUUACAGAUAAUCUUCGUUUCUCCCUCUCUACGAAUCCCAGGCCUCCUCCGAACUCACCUCUUUACCAAACUCGGUGGUCCGUCAGCGACAAUCGCUGCUCUCGAAUCCGCUUUUCGCGACGGCGCAUCCGUGACAGCCAAAGUUCUUUGGCUUCCAAAGAGUACCUAUGCCGGCGAACGUGGUCGUGGACCAGCAGAAGUAAAGCCCAGGUUCAUACGCUGUACCCCAUUGCUCGGUAGUGAUGAUCGAGUCGGGGUUUGGAUGGUUGUCCUUGUUCCUGUUGACAGUGAGCCAGAACAUAGACAUGGAUUUGGCGGUGCUGGGUCUGGAUCGAUAUCCUUGAGCGGACUUGGGAUUGGGAGGAGGGACCACAUUGCUGACUAUGUGAUGGAUGAUAUCGAUGGGAAGAGAAGAUAUGGCUUUGCUUCUUCGAGACCAGGGUCAAGAGCGGCUAGUGUAAGGAAAGCGAGUAGUGUAGACGGGGAUAUUGACGGAGGGUUUGGUCUUAAAAAGGCUCGAGGGGUGAGAGCCAACGGACUGGUGGAGGACGAGAGGGAAUUGUAUGCUGAGUAUUUGAGGGGUUCAAACUCUCCAGGGAGUCGGGUGAACGCCAAGAUGAAUGGACGAAGCACGAGUGUGAGCGCGAGCAUAACACCAAGAAGAGGUAGAAAGGAUAGUGGGGCAGCAGUGACUUGAUGAAUGCAUUAUACCCUGCAAUGGAAAUAAAAGAUUUGGAUGAAAGCAC
Mollisia scopiformis is the source of this 1978-nucleotide messenger RNA. RefSeq lists its product as uncharacterized. The coding region runs from base 85 to 1929 and encodes 614 amino acids. Gene Ontology annotation, cellular component: nucleus. The transcript is spliced from 4 exons. Lineage: Eukaryota; Fungi; Ascomycota; Leotiomycetes; Helotiales; Mollisiaceae. The record is from RefSeq and is a predicted model, not a curated record.